UCGUCAAGGUUGCAGUUUAGUUGUUUACAGUUCCAGAGCUAUCUACUUAUCUUUUCAAAGUUAUUCAAUAUGUAUUCUGAUACGGAUCCCUCUGAUAAUCUUAGAGAGCUUUAUGCCUUGAGUUAUGGAUUAGGCGCAACCGACAGCUAGACCAAUCAAAGAGAUAUUUUUUUUUCAAUUCUGUAUCACAAAGGAGUACUUGUUCAAUGUCAAAACGUAGGACAGAACAUUAAUAUUUCUUGCUGUGAGCCAUUUCUACGUGGUCACGUGGACACUCUCGAAUGCCUGUCAUCACUUGGAUUCGUUAAGGAAAGGAUGUCGUAAACGCCAUCAUCAAUCAACUGAACACAUCUCUCCAAAUGUCUGGUUCUCAGGCUAUCAAAGUUCACCCCCCUUGAAUCUUUAACGUACAAACUGUCUAUUAACAAGUGACAUCCAUUUCAGAACAUUUACAUCUACGGACAUGCACUAUUUGUAGCAUUUAUGUUUGCAUUUUGGAAUGGCAAUAUAUGCAUUUCAUUAAAUAAAACACCAUCUCUGUCAUAUUGAGAACGGAUUACAGCAAGUAGGCCCUACUGGUAUAUGUCUGUCAACUGCAUUUGUUCGAUUGUUUUCUGUAACCGGAGUUGAUGUGAACGAUACCUCUGAAUAUGGAAUCUUCAGAAAAGAGUUUGCUUUCAAUAUUUUGCGAGGAGUUAAAGUGCGCUCUCUGUCAAGAUCAGCUUAAAAAUCCGCGAUUGCUCAUAUGUAUCCACAGUUUCUGUGAGGAUUGCCUAGAGACAUAUUACAAGAAAGAAAACUAUAGCGUUGGAAAGAUCGCAUGUCCGGUCUGUGACGAAGACACCGUUUUAUCCGAUGCAGGAAUAUCCGGACUGAGGCGUGAUUUUCGCGCCAUCGGUCUGAUGGAAAGAAUGGCGAAAGAUAAAGGAAAGAUGCAGCAGCAGAAGGCGAAGAAAGGACUACAGCUGUGUGAGGUUUGUGGUCAUGUGGAGCAAGCAGCAACUUCCUUCUACAACUGCCAAGAAUGCAAGUUAGUUUUGUGCAAUGAGUGUGGGACAGCACAUAAACACCCUGUCCAUUUAAGUACGCAUCGUGUAGAUGUCGCAAACAGCUUAGAUCUGCUAUAUGCUGAUGAUCAAGAUAACGGGAUCUUCUGUAAGAAACAUGACGGAAAGAAAUUAGAACUGUUCUGCAAGUUGUGUCUCAUACCGGUCUGUGAUCUUUGUUCUAUCAGAGACCAUCGUGCACAGGAGAACCAUGACUGUAUCAAGGUUGAAGAUUUUAUCCCUGUGAUGCGCAAAGAAUUACAGUCACGAUUGUCUAGACUGACUGAAGCAUACAAUACAUGUGAGAUCGCCAUUCCUUUGAUUAGGAUCGAAGAAAAAACGGCCGAGGCACAGAGAGAUGUCCUUGAUACUGCAAUACAUUUUGGUGUGGAAAAAUCGAUAAUGGAUAUGAAAACUUUGGAAAUGGAUCUGAAAGCUAGGAAUAAAGCUUUCUUGGACUUACGGAAUCAAACCUUUAGUCAGUGGACUGAGAUAAUCAAAGAAAGGGCUGGAAACAUAGAGAAAAUUCGACUGAAAGUAGAAAGAACACUUGAGGAGAAUAUGAAGUGCAAUUUAAUUGCUUCCAUGCACAAUGGCCUACUGGCAUCUAUAGAUGGUUUUCUCUCACAGGCUCCUGAGUAUUUUAUCUGCAGAACAAUGCAGAAAGUCAUGGGGGAAAAAACAGCUUCAUUUCAGAUUGACAAACCAAGGGCCUGCAUUCAAACCUAUGUUUACGAACCUUGAAGUAUGUGAUAGA
Lytechinus variegatus (green sea urchin) is the source of this 1803-nucleotide messenger RNA. Its product is annotated as E3 ubiquitin-protein ligase TRIM56-like. The transcript is spliced from 2 exons. NCBI's taxonomy places the organism in Eukaryota, Metazoa, Echinodermata, Echinoidea, Temnopleuroida, Toxopneustidae. Gene Ontology annotation, biological process: positive regulation of DNA-templated transcription. The record is from RefSeq and is a predicted model, not a curated record. The coding region runs from base 651 to 1790 and encodes 379 amino acids. Gene Ontology annotation, cellular component: nucleoplasm; chromatin. Gene Ontology annotation, molecular function: ubiquitin-protein transferase activity; zinc ion binding.